Messenger RNA from Equus quagga, 2793 nucleotides. It is a transcript of the gene GJD3, whose product is annotated as gap junction protein delta 3. The record is from RefSeq and is a predicted model, not a curated record. Bases 46 to 933 code for a protein of 295 amino acids. NCBI's taxonomy places the organism in Eukaryota, Metazoa, Chordata, Mammalia, Perissodactyla, Equidae. Gene Ontology annotation, cellular component: connexin complex. The transcript has a single exon. Gene Ontology annotation, biological process: cell communication.
CUGAUCUGCCCCGGCCUCUGACUCCAGCCCUGCGUCCACAGCGCCAUGGGGGAGUGGGCGUUCCUCGGCUCGCUGCUGGACGCCUUGCAGUCGCAGGUGCCGCUCGUGGGCCGCCUGUGGCUGGUGGUCAUGCUGAUCUUCCGCAUCCUGGUGCUGGCCACGGUGGGCGAGGCCGUGUUCGCGGACGAGCAGGAGGAGUUCGUGUGCAACACGCGGCAGCCGGGCUGUCGCCAGAUCUGCUACGACCGCGCCUUCCCCGUCUCCCACUACCGCUUCUGGGUCUUCCACAUCCUGCUGCUCUCGGCGCCCCCGGUGCUGUUCCUCAUCUACUCUAUGCACGAGACCAGCAAGGAGCCGGGUGGCGCCGACGCCACGCCCCGGGGGCGCCCCCAGGGCCCGUGCGCGCCCUCCGCCCUGCGCGCCCGCCGCGCGCGCUGCUGCUACCUGCUGAGCGUGGUGCUGCGCCUGGCGGCCGAGCUGGCCUUCCUGGGCGGCCAGACGCUGUUCUACGGCUUCCGCGUGGCCCCCCGCUUCGCGUGCGCCGGCCCGCCGUGCCCGCACAUCGUGGACUGCUUCGUGAGCCGGCCCACCGAGAAGACCGUCUUCGUGGUCUUCUACUUCGCCGUGGGGCUGCUCUCGGCGCUGCUCAGCGUGGCCGAGCUGGGCCACCUGCUCUGGAAGGGCCGUCCGUGCGCCAGGGGCUCUCGCCAGGCGGCCGAGCGCGACAACCGCUGCAACCGCGCGCACGAGGUGGCGCAGAAGCUGCUCCCGCCGCCGCUGCCGCCGCCGCCGCCGCCGAACCUGCCCUCCCGGCGCCCGGGCCCCGAUCCCUACGCCCCACCCGCCUAUGCGCACCGGGCCGGCGACAGCGAGGGCGGCAGCGGCCGCAGCAAGGCAUCCCUGGCCAUUGUCCGCCAGGACCUGGCCAUCUAGAAGCGGCCACCUCCUCGGGCGGAGAGUGAGAUCAGAGGCCGUCAGACCCCGCCGCCCCCGGCCCUCACCGCAGAAGCAAGAGGUGGCUUCCGCAAGAACUGCUCGCAGGACCCUGCUGAGCAGGAGACACGCAGCGGGGAUGGCCUGCAGGGUGGCAUCCCAGCCGGGCCGGGUCAGAGGAUGAACUAAGGCAGGUCCUUGAUGCCCUGACCCAGGUGGAAAGGAAGGAGGCCAGGGGGCUGGGAGAAAGUGGGUGAAAGGAGGGCAGACAGAGUGCAAGGUGGAGGAGGUUCAGAUGGUGACCUGGUUGUUUUACUGGGGACGAAAACAACCGUGAGACUAGUCUCUGUGUGGGCUCUCCGUGCAUGUGUGCACAUGUACACAAAUGCGGUGUGAGCUGUGUGCGCGCGUGCACAUGUAAAACUUGUGUGAGCCGUUUGUGUGCAUGUGUGUACGAACAUACACAUUCCAGGUGAGCUCUCUGUGUGUGCACACCUGUACAUCCUGUGUGGGUUUUGUGUGUGCAUAUGUAUACCCCGCGUGCGUCCCGAGUAUGUACAUGCAUGUGUACGCCCUGUGCGAGCUGUGUGUGUGUGUGAUCUCUGAUAUGCCCUGUGUGGGUGGCCAGGAUCCAGUGCCAGCAGCAGCCACAGUGCCUCCCUCCCUACCUGGGGGGUGCAUCACAGGAAGGUCUCCCCUCCUGAUGGAGCCCACACAGGAAGAGGGGGGCAGGCCACAGCCUGGUAGGGCUUGUGGGCACCUCCACACUCUGGACCUUGCGGCCUGAGCUGGGAGGCGAGCUGCCCUUUCACCGAGGUAGAGUGGGGAGCGGGGGUGGGGCUAGAGGGCAGGACUCUUCUCUUCUAGCUUCACCCUCCUCACCCUGCUACUGGUCCCCACAGUUUAUAAACAUGCUUGAGUCCCUUCCAUCCUCAGAAGAAACGUCCCCCCAAACGUGCUCCUGGCCCCGCAUAUCCUGCAGCCACCACCCAUUUCCCUCCUGGGGGAAUACAGAGAGCUGUCUACAUGGCUGCCUCUUGUCCCCCUCCUGUCUCUCCUCUAUCCCCAUCUGUCUUCCUCCCUCACUGCCCAAUGGGGCCACUCUCCAUAAGAUCUUCCAGAGCCUAAGCGACAACUCCAGGGGCCACCAUCUGACUGCUCCCCUGGGGCUCCGUCCCCCCUGCUGAGCAGAUUGCCAGUGACUCACUCGGCCUGAUUUUUCCUGUGUCCCUGGCCCUUCCCUCUCUGUUCCUGCGCUCCUCUUCUGCCGCUCCUCUGCCUGUACUCCACAGGGCGGCCGAGGGGUCUUUCUCAAUAGCCCCCCUGCUUAGGCCAUUGGGGCUGCUCUGCCCUUUGGGUAAGCCCAGCACCUGAACGAGGCUCCUGACGUCCAUCUGGCCCUGCCUCUCAGGCCUCCAGCCCCGUCAGAUUGACUUCCCCAUGGUUUCUCUGCUCCAGAUGACACCGAAUUUUCUGUUUCUCCCAAGCCUGGUGCCUGAUUCUGCUUCCCAGUGUUUGAACAUCCUGUUCCUUCGCCGGGAGCAGCCUCCUCUUUGCAGCCCCACCCUCCCCUGGCUGACACCCAACUACCUGCCUUUUGGUCUCAUUUGGGAAGAAAACAGAUGCUUUCCCUGACGCUUGCCACUCUCAAGUCACUGAAUUCUGGACCCCUCCACGCAAACUCAGAUGUGGAGGUCCAGCUGUUUUCCAGAUAUAUUCCUUCAACGAGUAUUUGUUGAACACGUGCUUUGCGCCAGGCAGUGUUCGAGAUCAGCACUGUUCGGGAGAAACAGGACAUGAGCCACAUGUAAUUUCAAGUUUUCCAUUAGCCACGUUAAAAAGUAAAAGGAAACAGGUGAA